UUUGUUUUAAAUCCUACAUAGACAUCUCAAUAAUUUAUAUCUUCAGCCUUUAUAUAUUGCAAUUUACAAAUUACCGAGUAAAGAUAACUUUUACUUUUCACUUUACAAGGGAGAAUCUAGGGUUAUGAAAACACGGCGGAAACACGCCGCUGAGGACGUUCUAACGAUAUCCCGACGCAGUACACAGUCUCCUCCGGUCUCGAUUGGAAACUCAGAGACGAUCCCAACUGAUCUCAUAUUCGAAAUCUUCUCGAGAUUACCGGCGAAGUCGAUAGCGCAAUGUCGCCGUGUGUCCAAGUUUUGGAACUCCUUACUCCGCAGUUCAGAUUUCACGGAGCUUUUCAUCACCAGGUCUCUUGCUCUUCGUCCACAACUCUUACUCUCUUGCGAACAAAACGAUGAGUUGUUCUUAUUCUCGAUACCCCAGGUCCAAAAUCAAGAUGUUGUAUCCGCCAAUUAUCAUACGAGGUUCCCCUGUGAAUAUUCCUCUAAAAUUACCGGUCCACUCCGCGGUUUAGUCUGUAUUACACAUCCUAGGAAGUAUAAGAAAAUGGCGCAGGUGAUUUGUAACCCUAGCACAGGUCAAUCUUUACGUUUACCCAACCUGAAGACCAGGGAUCUUCUCGUGAAAACUUUUCUUGGGUUUGAUCCAAUUGGUAAACAAUUCAAGUUAUUGUCCAUGACCGCUAGGGAUCGUGAAAAUUCUGAAGAGCCUCAAGUUCUGACUUUAGGGCUUCGGAACCUUGCUUGGAGAAAAAUCGAAUGUUCUAUAUCGCAUCUUUAUCUCCAAAUUGAUUGGAUAUGCGUCAAUGGUGUUAUAUAUUAUGUAGCUGUGCUCAAUGGGCCUCCAAGGGGUAUGAAAAUAGUUUGCUUUGAUGUUAGGUCUGAAAAGUUUAGCUUUAUUAAUAAAGCUAAGGAUAUGGCACUAUGUAGUCGAUCAGCUAUUGUAAACUACAAGGGUGCUUUAGGCGCUCUUUUGUCUAAAGGGUUUACAGAAGUUACCGGAGAAACUAAAUGUUUGGAGCUGUGGGUUUUAGUAGAUGCUGAUCAGCAUGAAUGGUCGAAGCAUAUAUCCAUUUCACUGCCCCCGAUGUGGAAUAAUAUAGUUGCAGAGGCCAUGUUAUUCUUUGUUGGAGUGACUGGUACAGAUGAAAUCGUGUUGUCGCCACGCUAUUUAUCUGAGCCUUAUCGUUUCUAUGUGUACUACUACAACAUCGAGAGCAAUACAAUCAGAAGAGUUGAAAUCCAAGGAAUGGAUGCGUUUAGGCAUUGUAAAGUUCACCUCUCUCUAAACCAUGUUGAGGACGUGAAGCUUUUGCAAUAUAUUUAGGAAUUUAUCACUCUAGCUUUUUAACAUAUCAUAUGGUUCUUUUUUUUUGUUUGUGUGAUGGUGGUGAAAUAUCAAAAUCUGUGUUUACAAUUUAGCCUUUUUGAAAUCUUCUCUUGACCACUUUGUGGGUUAUGUGUUUAUGUGUUCUGUGUUAAUCAUCCACUGGUAAAAGACAACGUUACACUACGCCAAAAUCUGUUUUACCUGACAAAUGGAUUGUGCUUCUCUAUC
Molecule: messenger RNA, 1561 nt
Organism: Raphanus sativus (radish)
Lineage: Eukaryota; Viridiplantae; Streptophyta; Magnoliopsida; Brassicales; Brassicaceae
Product: putative F-box protein At2g19630
Exons: 1
Coding region: 125-1330 (401 amino acids)
Molecular function (GO): protein binding
Source: RefSeq, a predicted model, not a curated record